AUGUCUACAGGCUCAAAGAUGAAAAGGGCAAACUCUUCUUUCAAGAUUUUUGCUAAAGUAUGGAAACGUUUAAUACUACUAUUAUGUUUUGUCUUUAUUAUAUUUACAUCGCUAUUUUCUAAUCCCAAUGCUAAUGCUGUUUCUUCAGAAACUAAUAAUUUAAGAAAAUUUAUGUUGCCAAGUUUAAAUUAUUAUAUUUCUUCAUUAAAAGGUUUUGCAUUUAAUUCAAAUAAUGAUGCAGAUAUGCAAGAUUUUAUUUCUGGGUUGUACAGAAAAGUUAUGUACAAUGCUACAUUUGAAUAUUUAGAUAACUAUUAUUUGAAUAAAAAUUUAUUAACGGUUCCACUAGGAAAAAAGAAAGGUAUGAUACUGAAUUCAAUUGACGAAAUAGAUUUUUAUAAUAAUGAUCCAAGAUUGGUUUGGUCUGUAUAUUUUCAUCACUUGACAAAUUUACAUGAUCCUACUUUUGAGAAAAUUCCAUUCUCAUGGUAUGACUUUGCGGAUUUCCAAGAAUUAAAUAAAUUAAUUGCAGUUGAAGAUACUCGCAUUCAAUGUCCAUUUUUAAUGGAUGCUGCAUUUGAAAAAGAAACUCUUUUAAAAGUUGAAAGUGAAUUAGGCGAACCAUUAUUUGAAUCUGAUAGAAAAAAAUAUGAUAUGGUAAAAUGGUAUUCUAGAGCAAGAAAAGGUGUAGAUAUCAAUGCUAUUAAUUCUUCUUCAAAAUAUUGUCGUAAAUUAGAAUCAAAAGAUAUAAAAUCAAAAAGAGCAAAUGGCCUGCCAAAAUUUAGACUGCCUUUCUCUAUUUUUAAUAUUCAUGAUAGAGUCAAACCAGAAGUUUUAAAAUUACAAGCAAGAAAUUAUUUAUUAUCCACUGUCGAGAAUCCUCUAUCAAUCACAUUCCUGGACGGUAGUGAUGCUGCUUAUAGAUUCAAUGUUGAACAAAAAGAACAAAGUAAUAUUAUUCAAUCUGGUUUAUUGAAAAAAUAUUUAGAAUCAAAUAAUCAUUCUGUGGAUCCAACUACUGCACCUAAUCAAGGUCGUACUGAUCAUAUUUUUGAUCAUUAUGAUCAUUAUAAUUCUUUCUUGAAGUCCGACAUCGCUCCAAGGGCAAAGCUUCACAUUGAAGGCGCUGAUUAUGGUCUAUUCGAUAAUGAUACUUUCGAAUUAAAGCAUGAAUAUUUCAGAUUCAAUGCAAAGGAUAAAAUUAAAGAGCUUGAAGAGAAAGCAAAAAGAGAUUCCAAAUUGAAUGUGCAUGAACAGAAUUAUUUAGAAUCUUUAAAAUAUUCCGUUAGAACUCAUCCUUCAUUGAUGAAAAAAUACUUCAAAGAAUCAAGUAAUGUUCAACAAUAUGCUCUGGGUCAUCAUCGUGAUCGUAAAUUUUUUAAUGGUGGUAUCAUUGAUGAUCCAAUGUUAUAUGCUCAAAAGAUGAACUCCAUGAUCAGAACUUUCCAAAAGUUCACAAAGGCAAACGGUUUAGUUUCAUGGCUAUCCCAUGGUACUCUAUAUGGUUAUUUAUACAAUGGAAGAACAUUCCCAUGGGAUAAUGAUUACGAUUUACAAAUGCCAAUCAAACAUUUACAUUUGAUGGCACAACAUUUUAACCAAUCAUUAAUUUUAGAAGAUCCUAGAGAAGGUAAUGGUAAAUACAUGAUUGACGUUGGUAGCUCGAUCACUGUGAGAGUGAAAGGUAAUGCAAAGAAUAACAUUGAUGCUCGUUUUAUCGAUAUCGACUCAGGUAUUUAUAUUGAUUUAACUGGUAUUAGUGUUAGUUCCUCAGUUCCUAGAGAUUACUUAAAUGGUGAUGUGACGGAAAGGUUAAAGCAUAUUGACUGGAGUCAGUAUGUAGCAGAAAAAGAUAUUAAUUUAGAAUACGGGGAAGGGCUUGCUGAUAUGGAUAUUACCCAGUUACAUGAUUAUUCAAUAAAACACCCUAAAAAAUUAUCAAGAGAUCAACGUAAUGAUAUUAAAAAUUAUUAUGAGAAGGAAGAAAAAAUCAAAAAAGGUUCAUCUCCUAUGAAAGACCUUUCGGCUGACGAACGUUACUUAAGAAGUGAAGUUUUAAACAUUUAUUACUGUAGAAAUGAACAUGCAGUAUUCCAUGAUGAUUUAUCUCCUUUGGUGAACACUUACUUCCAUGGUGUGCCUGCCUUAAUUCCUCAUAGAUCUAUAAAUAUUUUAAAAAGAGAAUAUAAAAUACCGUUAGAAAUUGGUUUGCUUAAUUUUAAGGGAAACAAGUAUAUCCCAGAGUUGCGUUCGUGGGUAAAUAAAUUGAUGAUUGAAAAGCUUGUUAAUCAAUUUGGUUGGUAUCCAGAAUUAUUGCACAUUGAUAAAGAAUUAAAAAAUUUCACAGUUGAAAACGUCAAGGUUCUGUAUUUUAACAUGAUGCUUGGUAAAUAUAAUGAUGUCAUUGCUUCCUUGUAUACAUCAUUUGAUAAUGAUGUGUAUAGAACUAAAGAACUGGAAAUAACAAUGGAUACUACCAUCAAAAAUGAUGAUAAAAUUAAGAUACUACAUGCAUUAAGAACUGAAGUGGGAAAAAGAACGCAACAGACUCCUUAUAAAGAUCCUUUCCUAUUUCAAUUACAACGAUCUUUAUAUGAAUCUAUAAUAAGCACUAUGGCUGGGCCACAGGUUCGAGAUUUGAUCAAUGCUGUUGAUAUUAAUGUGAUUCGUGAUAUUUGGAUCAAAUUAGAUAAUGUUCACUCAAGAAAAUUGCCGGAUUUUGAUAUUAAUGUCAACGGAUUAAGUGAAAGUAUUAAUAAUAAGACUAUAAAUGAAUUUGGUUUAGAUGUGUUCAAGAGUAGUUCAAAAAAGGAAGUUUUUGUCACUUUACCUGAUCUGUACUUAAAUUCACCUGAAAAUCCUAAUCCAUUAAUGCCAAAUGCACCACCAAAGAUUGAAGCGCCAGCUGAGGAAGAUUCCUUAGCCAAUAUAGAUAUUCCAGUCAAGGAAGACACUCCAGUCAAGGAAGACACUCCAGUCAAGGAAGACGCUCCUGUCAAAGAGGACGCUCCAGUCAAGGAAGAUGUUCCAGUAAAAGGCUGA
This is a messenger RNA of Tetrapisispora phaffii CBS 4417, 3042 nucleotides long. Its product is annotated as LicD family protein. The coding region runs from base 1 to 3042 and encodes 1013 amino acids. Lineage: Eukaryota; Fungi; Ascomycota; Saccharomycetes; Saccharomycetales; Saccharomycetaceae. The record is from RefSeq and is a predicted model, not a curated record. The transcript has a single exon.